GAAAUCUGCCUGCUAGACAACCACACAGCUAUGAUUUCGAUCAGAGGCCUCGCAGGAUUUUGGAUGACUGCACUGCUGACUUUUCAUGGUGCAAGUGUGGGAGAGAGCCAAAGAAACUCUCUCAAUGAGCCGGACGUCCCUUUCCCGCCGGCCCGUCCCACGGCUCAGAACCUGGCUGCCAUUUGCCAACAAGGUCAGGGUCGUCCCAGAUACCCAGACAGCUUCUUCCCGGCCUCCGGUGCCAGCCACUUUCGCCGAUGUGGAAAGGCCAUCAACCGUCUGGAGUCGUGGUAUACCUUGUGCUGCAGCGGGCAGGUAGCACAGCAGAGCACCCAGAUCCUCUGCUGCGCCCAACAAGCUUGGAAACAAGCUCUGUCCCAGUUCUGUGUGGAAGAGUACGCCACCAUGACACUCCCAUAUGAGUGCUGUGCGGAGAGAGGCGAAGCACGGUGGACCUGCUUCGACAGUGAGCUGCCAAACCCAAACUACAACCCAACACCAGGCUAUACUGCGCCCGAAGUCCCCGAGGAGCCAGGCUUCACCUUCAAUGCAAAUGCUUGCUAGAGGGGAAAAAUGAGAUACUACAUUAAACACAGCCUCACAGUUUGAAGUGUCUAUGAGUGAUAUAAUAAUGAUUUUGUCUAACUUUGUGGAGUCUAUGUGCUCAGAUCCCAUUUGACCUGCAUGAGAGAAAUGUACAAGCUGAGCAAAUAAUAUUGUGCAUCCUGCAGAUCUUUGUCACAGACGCUGAGAAGGGGACAGGGCAUGCUGGUUGUGUUUAUGCUGUGUCAUGAUGACAACAGCUGAAGUUGGUUAUUGUUUUGACAGCUCUCUACCUUAAGCAAGCCUUGACAUGACAACACAUUUUUUAAUAGCGAAUGUUCACUGUUAUAACUCAAAUGUAACCUGAACGGAUUUCAC
Chelmon rostratus (copperband butterflyfish) is the source of this 921-nucleotide messenger RNA. RefSeq names its product extracellular matrix protein 1a (gene ecm1a). The record is from RefSeq and is a predicted model, not a curated record. Bases 31 to 564 code for a protein of 177 amino acids. Gene Ontology annotation, cellular component: extracellular region. The transcript is spliced from 3 exons. Gene Ontology annotation, biological process: signal transduction; regulation of bone mineralization. Lineage: Eukaryota; Metazoa; Chordata; Actinopteri; Chaetodontiformes; Chaetodontidae.